Messenger RNA from Ornithodoros turicata, 3511 nucleotides. Its product is annotated as ankyrin-3-like. Lineage: Eukaryota; Metazoa; Arthropoda; Arachnida; Ixodida; Argasidae. The record is from RefSeq and is a predicted model, not a curated record. Gene Ontology annotation, molecular function: protein binding. The coding region runs from base 326 to 3403 and encodes 1025 amino acids. The transcript has a single exon.
UUGGAUAGCUUCGAUGAAGUUAACGAGGAAUGUCGGAAGUGUGUGCUGGAACUUAUACUGUUUCUAGCUAACAAAAAAGUUUACAAGGAGUACCUUUUUACUCGCACUGUGUUUAAACCCCAUGCCCAAGAUGCUUUGCACACGGUGUCAUAUGAUCUCGUUCCUUUCUCUGAUGAAAACCAGAAUGAUUUCCUAAAAAAAAUAGAGGGCACAAAGAGAAACUCCAGCCACCAGGAAUGACGCGUUUGCUCAAAAAUUCCAGCAACUGUACUCGUCAUUGAAGCAGAAAAACAAGACAAUCCUGGAAACCCCUCUCCUGCUUCAUAUGAUGGCUCAGAUAGAGAGCGGGGAAAUCACGAAGUCCCACGAUUACUUUUCGCUGCUUAAAAUUGCUGACGUCUCCGCCGGCCGAAGUAUAUACACUGUACACAUUUACAAGAUGUUUGUCGAGUACAAGCACCUUGUGCACCGAAACGAAAAGGUGAAGGAAAACAUCGCAUUAAGUUCCGUGCGUGGGGAGUACGAUGCAGCGCAGUCUUCAGUCAACACAAGCCAUUGUGUCCUCGCUAUGAAGUGUAUAUUUCCUGAGGUUGUCUUGAAAACCUUAUUGAAUGAAGACGAACUAGAGCAGUUAGAUCCCAAAGAAAGUUUCAUCAAACGCGUUGCGGACAAUUCUCUCAAAGAAGGUUUCGUCAAUCGAAUUAACGAUGGAGGAAUUCCCGAGUUCGUUCACAAGACUUUCGCCGAAUUUUUCGCAGCUCAGUACCUACUGGAGAAGGCAAAGAUAAGAAGAAAACCGAGCUUUUGGAAGAAAGUCGUCGGAUUGUAUGGUGAAGAAAACUACGAGGGAGUAAUGCUGUUGUUAGACGGACUGGCGUCGGCGUCCUACCCACUUCACUCUGCUGUGAUAAACAACGACGCUUCAUAUUUUGAGCAACGUGAUAUUCAAACAGAAGACAUGCGCGUUGUCGAUGAACUCCGAAGGACUCCAUUGCACGUAGCUGCCCUGCAUGCUGAUAAAACGACAUUGGAGAAGCUUCCAAUGGAUGAUGAACUAAUCGUGGAUGAUUUGUUUAAGAUGUCACCAUUCCAGUACGUAGAACUCUUUUCCCCAUGGGACGCAGAGUGGAUGGCAAAGCGGAUGGAAUGUUUGCGGGAUGCUUUUAAUACGGAAUAUACGUUGACAAAUAUUUUGAUGACACUUUCGUGGGAUCAUGCUCUACGUAUCGAAGAGAGACUCAACGUAUUGUACACUCGAUGCAGUGAGGAAGCAGUGAAGCAGUCUAGCGAAAAUCUGCGCUCAUGUGAAACCUUCGAGCAAAAGAGACAUUUUCUAGAGCGAGCUAUAUUCACAGCUGUGAUCUAUGACCUACGAGGAAUUUUAGACGUGUAUCUGAGCUAUGUGGCCCCGAGAGAGAGUAUAGGAGUACUAGACAAAGACACCAGGGACCAAUUAGAAUCACGCAAGAAACGAAGCUUGAAAUCUUCUGCAGAGUCCUCGCUAAUUGGAAAUCUUGAUGGUUUAACAGAUGUUCGCAAUAGAACUAUCCCUUUCUACGGAAAGUCCGAGGCUGUUUGUAAAAUGCUCCUUCCUUACUGCGACAUUGGAAUUUUUUAUGAGGAUGGAAACACAAUGUUGCACAUUAGCGCGGAAGAAGGGAAUCUGGAGACAACAAAGUUUUACCUCGCACAUUUACCCGCUACCAAUAGAAAUAUGUACUUUCAAACCCCUUUGUACUUGAGUAGAGAUGCAGAGAUUGUGAAACUACUUCUUCCUCAUUAUACCUCAGUGAAUGAUCUUCAUCAUAAGCAAUGCGCUCUGAUGGAUAUAUGUGCAAAGAGAGAUGAUUUGCAGGCCAUGAAGUUGUUAAUCCUUCGCACUCGGAUAUAUGACGCACAUUUUAUCAGAUUGAACACAACACUUCAUGUGGCUUCUAUGAAUGAUUCCCUUCACGCUGUGAUGUUUCUUCUACAUCACACAAGUGCUCACAUGCUUAAUUACGAAGGAAAAACGUGCUUAGACUUUGCAUGGACAGUGAGUUGGAAAUAUCGGUUGAGUUCGGCGCAGAAAGCUGUGAUGAGGUGUCUCAUCCCACACUCGCUCGUGAACUCACCCGAAACGUUCGGCUCAUCACCGUUGUACGUUUCGGAAGGUGGAAGAAAAGCGUUGCAAACUCUAUGGCCUUAUUUGCGACACACUGACCCUGGGCAUGCAGAUAGGAUCAGCAGUAACUCCGUGUCUGUGCGGACAAGGAUCAAGGAUUUCCAAGAAGAAAUUUGGUGUCUGAAACUUCUCGUCCUCCGUUUAGACGUCAUCGCUGGUGAUCCUUAUAGCCGUAGACUGCUACAAGAUAUGGCCAAGAGUAAGCUACGCGAGAUCAAAGAAAUAAAUUACAUUAAUUACAUGAAGCUGUUAUUACCGCAUUUAAAUCUGCGUAUGCACGAUUAUGUAGAAUGUAGAGUAAAGAAUGACGACAGUGUUACCUUAUAUCGGGGAUGGUCGGACAUGAAUAACACCGAUGAUCCCCACAUUGACGAUGUCGUCACGGAAAUGGUCGAAGACGAUGGCAAUACAAAGCUGCUAACUGGCACACGGGAAGGUAAUGUGGAACCUGUAGAAGUUCACCUCUCACCUUCAUCCGUAUGUUUUACCGAUGAAAAAGAGAACACUGUAUUGCACUUGAGCGCGUGGAACGGACACACAUAUGUGGUGAAGCGUCUGAUUCCCUUUUAUACAUCAGUGGACGUGAUGAAUAUGGAUCGAAAGACGCCCAUGCAUGUGUGCGCCUCAAAUGGACACCUGGAUGUUGUGAAGUUAUUAUUACCCCGCUCUAGAGUGAGUUCGUGUGACAAGUAUGGACGGACACCUUUUCACAUGGCAUGUGAAAGUGGUGACGUUGACAUCGUGAACUUCCUUCUUCCGCACUCCUUCGCUAAUAUGCGCGACAACACUGGAGGAACGUGCCUCUUCCUUUUUGCGAGAAAUGGGACAAUGAAUGUUCUCAGAUGCCUCAUCCCGCACUCUCUCAUGAACUGUCCUAAUUUCAUAGGCGAUUCACCAACGCGAAUCUGUGCAGAAAAUUAUAUGAGAGAAGAGCUGGUGACAUUAUUGCCAUAUUGUUGUGAUUAUGACGCUGCGAGUUUAUUGACGUCUCCCCCGCUGCUGUCAUUUUGUAAGAACGAUAUGAGUACUGCAACUACGCCUUUUCUGAAACUUAUGGUUCUCCAAUCAAAUGUCAGUGCAGUAGACGUGUGUUUCCGUGAAACACUCGACGAAGUUGGAGAUCAUUUCCCCCGUCUAGAAGAGACUAAGAAAUCACUAAUCCGGAAUUAUAUUUCUCUCUUGCUUCCUCAUACAAAUGUUUCUGCUGACAAAUGGACGAUGAAGUCCAGGAAAUAUUAGAAUAUGUCCUAGAAAGUAGUCACGAUCCCGACUCUGUUAGCUUCCCUAAGAAAUUGCUCGCUUGAGUGACUUUCAUUCAUGAUGCUGACGAUUGUUGGCAACUGUUUU